CACAGGAAGGUUUAGAUGUGCUUUGUUUCUCUUUCAGAUCAACCAGAGCAUGUUAAAACUCACUGUGAGCACCACAGAGACAGUGUAAAGACCACCAGUGCUGAUGGAUAUCCUAUAGUUGGAGCCUAUGUACCACAGUGUGAUGCAGAAGGACAGUAUCUAUCUCAGCAGUGCCAUGGCUCCACUGGCUAUUGUUGGUGUGUGGACAGUAGAGGAGAGGAGAGAGCAGGAACCAGGACUCCACCUGGUGCAGCACCUGUAGACUGUGACAGACCAGAUGAGCGUCUCAAAACUCACUGUGAGCACUACAGAGACAGCGUGAAGGCCACCAGUCCAGAUGGAAAUCCUAUAACUGGAGUCUAUGUACCACAGUGUGAUGCAGAAGGACAGUAUCUACCUCAGCAGUGCCAUGGCUCCACUGGCUAUUGUUGGUGUGUGGACAGUAGAGGAGAGGAGAGAGCAGGAACCAGGACUCCACCUGGUGCAGCACCUGUAGACUGUGACAGACCAGAUCAACCAGAGCAUGUUAAAACUCACUGUGAGCACCACAGAGACAGUGUAAAGACCACCAGUGCUGAUGGAUAUCCUAUAGUUGGAGCCUAUGUACCACAGUGUGAUGCAGAAGGACAGUAUCUAUCUCAGCAGUGCCAUGGCUCCACUGGCUAUUGUUGGUGUGUGGACAGUAGAGGAGAGGAGAGAGCAGGAACCAGGACUCCACCUGGUGCAGCACCUGUAGACUGUGACAGACCAGAUCAACCAGAGCAUGUUAAAACUCACUGUGAGCACCACAGAGACAGUGUAAAGACCACCAGUGCUGAUGGAUAUCCUAUAGUUGGAGCCUAUGUACCACAGUGUGAUGCAGAAGGACAGUAUCUAUCUCAGCAGUGCCAUGGCUCCACUGGCUAUUUAUAGGAUAUC
Molecule: messenger RNA, 918 nt
Organism: Haplochromis burtoni (Burton's mouthbrooder)
Lineage: Eukaryota; Metazoa; Chordata; Actinopteri; Cichliformes; Cichlidae
Product: equistatin-like
Exons: 8
Coding region: 16-912 (298 amino acids)
Biological process (GO): cell-matrix adhesion
Cellular component (GO): basement membrane
Source: RefSeq, a predicted model, not a curated record